CCAGUGGCCGGGGGUGCAUCAUGAGGCUCGGACGCUACAAAUUGGGGUGCCAGGGGCACUGAGUCGCUUCUGGGAGCUUCUGCUGCAGGAGGUAGUGACUCCCUCGGGGAGGGAAGCAGCAGCCAUGCCUUCGAUGACGGACCAGCAGGCAGAAGCCCGUGCCUUCCUCAGCGAGGAGAUGAUCGCAGAGUUCAAGGCCGCCUUUGACAUGUUUGAUGCGGAUGGCGGCGGAGACAUCAGCACCAAGGAGCUGGGGACGGUGAUGAGGAUGCUGGGCCAGAACCCCACCAAAGAGGAGCUGGAUGCCAUCAUAGAGGAGGUGGAUGAGGAUGGCAGCGGUACCAUUGACUUCGAGGAGUUCCUGGUGAUGAUGGUGCGCCAGAUGAAAGAGGAUGCCAAAGGCAAGUCCGAGGAGGAGUUGGCCAACUGCUUCCGCAUCUUCGACCGGAACGCAGAUGGGUUCAUCGACAUUGAGGAGCUGGGUGAGAUCUUGAGGGCAACCGGGGAACACGUCACUGAGGAGGACAUAGAGGACCUGAUGAAGGAUUCAGACAAGAACAACGACGGCCGCAUUGACUUCGAUGAGUUCCUGAAGAUGAUGGAGGGUGUGCAGUAAGGGACCAGACAUUCCUCAGGCCAUCGGCUGCGGCCGGCUGCUGCGCCCAGCCUCGCUCCACCGCUGCUCAGGGAGCAGCAGCUCUGCAGCGCCCGGCCCCUGGCUGCCCGCUCCAGCUGGGACCCUGCCCCACACCACGACCCCGGUCUCGCCCCACUGAGAGCUUUUCCUUCCAUCUGUCACUUGCGGUUUUGGUCUGAGCCUCAUUAAAGCAGGAGAGGCUGGA
Molecule: messenger RNA, 842 nt
Organism: Cuculus canorus (common cuckoo)
Lineage: Eukaryota; Metazoa; Chordata; Aves; Cuculiformes; Cuculidae
Gene: TNNC2
Product: troponin C2, fast skeletal type
Exons: 6
Coding region: 125-616 (163 amino acids)
Cellular component (GO): myosin II complex
Molecular function (GO): calcium ion binding
Source: RefSeq, a predicted model, not a curated record